Mercurialis annua (annual mercury) is the source of this 1003-nucleotide messenger RNA. RefSeq lists its product as uncharacterized. Lineage: Eukaryota; Viridiplantae; Streptophyta; Magnoliopsida; Malpighiales; Euphorbiaceae. The record is from RefSeq and is a predicted model, not a curated record. The transcript has a single exon. The coding region runs from base 137 to 889 and encodes 250 amino acids.
ACUCCUCAGAAUCCACCACUUGUCUUCUUCACAACCUAGUACUUCCCCAUCACCAAAACCUCUUCAAAACAUCCCCAACUCCGAUCAUAACCUUAAAAACACCCAACUCAUCAAACUCUCCAAAACAAACCAAACAAUGUCAGGCGGAGUCGGUCCAACCUGUAAUGACAUAGGUCUUCCAAGAGAACAAGAACAAGAACAAAAACUCCACGAAGACCUAACUUCCCUGAAAAAAUCUCAACACUCUUCCCCAUCAAAAAAAGCUGCCUUCUUCAGCUUCACCCAGUUAAACUCCUUAGCUGUGAUCAUCGUCCUCGCCGCGAGCGGCAUGGUAAGCUUCCAAGACUUCGCUUUCGUUGUCUUCUCCAUGUUUUACGUUUACUUCAUCUCCAAGUUUGCAUUUCCUCGUCUUGAGCCAUCAAAUAAUUCUCCAGUUUUUGACUUCAAAAACAAGAUUUUGAAACUUUACGUCUUAACCGGCGCAGUAAUCGGGUUAUUUCUCCCCAUAGCUUAUAUUUUUGAAGGGAUUUUUGAGGGUGAUAAGGAGGGGAUUAGGGGGGCAGCGCCCCAUGUGUUUUUACUAGCGAGUCAGGUUUUUAUGGAAGGAGUGGCGUUUUCUGAUAAGUUUGCAUUACCUGUGAGGGUAUUUGUGCCUGUUUUUUAUAAUUCGAGGAGGAUUUUUACUAUUGUGGAAUGGUUGAGGAGUGAAAUGUCUGUGAAAGUUGAUGAGAAGUAUAGAGGAUCUGCCGAGAGAUUGUAUGUUGGAAGAGCUCUUGCUUUGGCUAAUAUGGCGUUUUGGUGCUUCAAUCUUUUUGGGUUUUUGUUGCCUGUUUAUCUUCCUAAAGCUUUUAAGAAGUAUUACUCUUCUGGUUAUAAGGUUAAAGAUUAAUGUUUUUUCUUCUUCUUUUGGGGUGUAAGUUUGUGAAAAAGAAAAAAAGGAAAUAGUAGAAUAAAAUGUUUGCUUGUACUAAUUACUUUAUGUUUAACAUUUUAAGUUCAUAAA